This is a messenger RNA of Lutra lutra (Eurasian river otter), 467 nucleotides long. It is a transcript of the gene SCGB1C1, whose product is annotated as secretoglobin family 1C member 1. Bases 50 to 337 code for a protein of 95 amino acids. The transcript has 3 exons. Lineage: Eukaryota; Metazoa; Chordata; Mammalia; Carnivora; Mustelidae. The record is from RefSeq and is a predicted model, not a curated record.
GUGCGGCAUAAAGCCGGCCGAGGUAGCUGCCAAGGGACCGCUGUCUGCCAUGAAGGGGAGCAGCACCCUCCUGCUGGCGGCCCUCAUCCUGCUCUGCUCCUGGGGGCUGGCCACCGGGGAGGACAGCAGUGAGUUUUUCAUGGACUUCCUGCAAACGCUGCUGGUGGGGUCCCCCGAGGAGCUCUACGAGGGGCCCCUGAGCAAGUACAACGUCAAUGCAGGCGCCAAGGCCGCCCUGACCGAGCUCAAGUCCUGCAUAGACGACCUCCAGCCCAUGCACAAGGCGGAGCUGGUCAAGCUGCUGGUGCAAGUGCUGGGCAGCGAAGAUGAGGCCUAGCAGAGCCCAGUCACAGCUCCAGGCAGCCACAGGACCAGCUACACAAGCAGCCAAGGCCACGCCGUCCCACUACCACUUCCCCAUGUGUGAAUUUACCCUAAUACUGUUCAGUCAAUAAAGCGUCCUGCAG